AUGGCUGAACAGGUAUCUAGAAAGAAAUCGUAUAGAUGGGCAGCCGUAUCUCAGGGUACGUACGAUGGGGCCGAUUGGGAUAGCAGCAACAGCGAUGAUGAUGCGAUGGGAGGCUGGGAUAGUGAUCUACAACAAACUCCUCAGGCAAUGAAGCAGAACUCUCCUGCCAGACAUGGAACCAUUGAGAAGCUUCCGACACUACCCAAACUGGCAUAUGGCAAAGAUGUGGAGGAAGACAAGCCCAUUCCCGGCGUUGAAGACACGCAUCCGCCUGUUCGGUCUGAGAGUAAGUCGAAGAGCUCUGUUAACGACGAUCUGGAUUCAUUGAUGGAUCAAAUAUCGCGAGAGAUGACUCCAAGAGCGGAACCGGUCGAAAAGUUUCCCUCGAAUGAUCAGCUGUCGAGUAGCUCACCAGUUGGCAUGCCUCCUAAUGCGGUGCCAGCGCAGCCAAUUCAAAGCAAGUUGACCGCAAUGAAAGCUGCAGGUGCUGACUCUAAGCGUAUUUCUAGUUAUAUUGACGAUAGUAUUGGUGAUUCAGAUGAGGAAUUACGAGUUGGUGGGGCCUCAGAAAUCUCUGACUCGGAUGACGAACUUAGGGUGUCGAAAAACGGUUAUUUUAGUAGCUACAUCGGAGACGAAUCACAUAAAUUACCUGGCAAUAAUGAUUCAAAAUCACUGUCGGGAAAUUCUGGUGAUAAUUCUGGUGAUGACUCCGCUGCCCUGGAUGAUGAAAAGGAAAAUGUAAUCGAUAACAUGGAUGAAAAAUCUGAAGAAGAUACGGGUUCCGUUAAGCAUUUUAAAAACUCAGAGGCUUCAAAUAAGCUAACUAAUGAGAGCACAACUCUCCAUAAGAACGACGAAGAGCCCGAAGCUACCAACACAGGAGAAAAUACGGAGUUAGGCCGCUCUUCUCCCUCGGAGAAAAGACUUUCUGAAAUCAAAAGGUCUGGCACGGAAAUUGAAAAGCAUUUAGAAACUGAAACUCCUAAUGAAUCUGAAAGUAUUCAAGAAUUGGAUCUCCCCCAGCAAGUUUCGAAGAGCGAAGGACUCAGAAAGCCGUCAGAUGAGUCUGAAGCGCACAGUGCCCGUUCAAUCGAGGGUAUUCGAGGAACUAAAGUCAUUGAGGAGUCAGAUGGAAAUGAUUCAUUUUUGAACCAGUAUGGUAACAACAGCUCACAGUCAUCUCCUGCUCAUAUGAGGGAGGUCUCUUCGUUUUCAUCCUCGCCAAUCAAACUCAAACAGACUCAAAAUACCGAUUUGGCAUAUAAUCACGAUACUUAUUCCACUGAUGAGUCUGCAGAUGAAUCUGCUUCUUACGUGCAGUCCAUCACAAAAAGUCCUGGAAUUGAAAAUGGAUCUUUUAAGUUCAGUAAUCGCGAAAGAGAUUCGAUAAUAGAAUCAAGUGAUGACGGACACGAGGGAAAUGCCGAUGUCAGCUCGUUUCAUGUUCCUAAGGGAGGCUACUAUGCUGAUAUGGUUGAUGAUGGACAUUCCUCGCAUACUGAUGAUGCGAAAAGCGAUCAGGCUAUCGAUGAAGAAGAUUUGGAUUCCAGUAGUGAUGACAAUUCCAUAACACAAAGUCUUAAUCGUUCUAAAUCACUUACUCAUGACGAAGCAAGUGUCUCAGCUACCGAGGCCGCUAUUGAAAACGAACUUGAUGAGGAAACAGAAAAUGAAGAUGACAAAGAUACUUCAGAUUCUGAGCAUAAGAAAACUGCAGUAGAAUCCAGACAAUCUAUUAAUUUGGGAAAAUGGAGACCCGAUACUGAUUCUCACCGAUCUGGAUUUGUCCAAGAGACGGCCCAAAAAGCUCCUGAUGGGUUUGUCAUUGAUGAAAAUGGUGAAAAGGUUGAUCUAAAUCCAUCAAGUAUGAGACAAGCCCGAGCGGUAUCUACGUAUUCAGAGGUUGAAAGUACUUGGAAUGCCUUUCCUUCGAACUCUGAAGAACACGAUGAUCUGCACACGAUUGCAGAUACUAAAACCAUAUACGAUAAUCAAACUAUCUACAAUGUUCCUGGGGUGUUGACAAAUCAUGAUUCUUUGCCCCCUCUACCUAAUAAUAUGUCAAGUCCUGUAUCUGAUGGAACGAAAACAACUGCAGACUCUGAUUCAAUCAUGAGAAAGCUAGAUGGUGAAAAGACACAUCAUCAAUCCAGUUUCAAAGAAGAUUUCUCGGUGCAUGCGCCCAAUGUCGAAGAAAUUGCACAACUCAAGGGAAAACUAGUUCCUAAUCUAAACUUGGAUAAAGUAUUAAGCGCAAAGGAUACCACCCAUGCAAUGAAGAUUGCUAAACUAAAUGCAUAUUCUCGUGAAUUGGAAGAAUAUGAUACUGGUCUGCAAACAUGGAUUAACUUCGCCCUUAAAUCAUCAACUUCAGAUAAGGACUACAUAUUCCAUGAGUACAAAGUAAGCAGGCAUGUUCGGGAUGCUUACGCCCAUGCUGACGAGUUAAGUAAAAGGGUCACGAUGAGUAGUACGGUUGCUAACGUCAAUCAAAACGUGUCGCACUUGAAAAGAAAGGUCUUUUCACAUACCAUGAAAGAAAAAUCGAAAGGAUUGUUUUCCUCCAUUGGAAAAAAGUUAUGA
Messenger RNA from Lachancea fermentati, 2586 nucleotides. NCBI's taxonomy places the organism in Eukaryota, Fungi, Ascomycota, Saccharomycetes, Saccharomycetales, Saccharomycetaceae. The record is from the annotation of a GenBank genome assembly.